AUGACGCAUUCACUUCAUGUCUCUGUUUGAAGUUCAUUUCUUUUUAAAGUUCAUUUACUAACACAGAUUAACAUAUUUACUACAAACAAAUAGACAGAACCAAUGCAUUAGAUUUCAUGUUCAGUUUUAAAACAAAGGCGGCUGUCCAUAGCAUUUCGUCUUUGACUAGUAUACAAAACUGAAGGGGACAGAGAAGCGCGUGAUUAAGCGCUGGCCUUUGUUAUAUAAACUACGUUUACUUCUUCAGCCACAAUUGACUCAGAGAGAGGCUUAGGGAAGUGAGAGAGAGCUUUGAUUUAACAUUUGAGGAGAUGGACCCGAGGACACCGUUUCUUGCGAACGGCGGCGAGGCAGAGGAGGAUUACGCGCCGGCUAGGACUUGGAGCGAUGUGAAGCGAGUUUUGUCUACCGAGUCGGGGAAGUUGUGGAUGUUUGCUAGUAUGGUUGCUUUCGACGCCAUCUGCCAGUUCGGUGUUAGCUUCAUGACCAUUGUCUUCGUCGGACACAUCGGCGAGAUCGAGCUCUCCGCCGUCUCCAUCUCCCUCUCCGUCAUUGGGAUCUUCUCCUUCGGCUUCCUGCUUGGCAUGAGUAGUGCACUUGAAACGCUCUGUAGCCAAGCAUUUGGAGCUGGUGAAGUCAAUAAGUUAGGCAUUUACAUGCAGAGAGCCUGGAUUAUCUCAUUAGUUUCCUGCCUAGUCUUCCUCCCUAUAUACAUCUUUGCCACACCGGUUCUGAGACUUCUUGGUGAAUCAGAGGAAGUUGCGGUUUCAGCUGGAGAAUUCACUCUUCUAACUAUCCCUCAGCUCUUCUCACUGGCCUUCACUUUCCCUACCACUAAGUUCCUUAUAGCGCAGGGAAAAGUAGUCGUCAUGACUUCUAUUGGGUUUAGUGCCCUUUUACUACACGUCUUUAUGCUAUGGCUGUUUAUAAUAGUCUUUGGUUGGGGAACAAAUGGUGCCGCCUUGGCGUUUAAUAUCACCAACUGGGGAACAGCAAUCUCUCUAAUCGUCUAUGUUGUUGGUUGGUGUAACGAAGGCUGGUCUGGUUUAUCUUGGUUGGCUUUUAGAGAUAUUGGGGCUUUCGUUAGACUAUCCAUUGAAUCCGCUGUUAUGAUUUGUCUUGAAUUAUGGUAUAUGAUGAGUAUCAUCGUCCUUUCUGGUCGCCUUGACAACGAUGUUAUAGCUGUUGAUUCCCUUUCCAUAUGCUUGAAUGUCAACAAUGUGGAGCUCAUGUUGUUCGUUGGAGUAAACAUUGCUAUAAGUAUGAUUGUCGGAACUGAGCUUGGCAAGGGCCGUCCACGAGCAGCGAAAUACUCUGUCUAUGUUGCACUGUUCGAGUCUCUCAUCAUCGGUCUUGUCUUUAUGGUGGCUGUCAUCAUAGCCAGAGACCAUUUUGCCAUCAUGUUUACAAAUAGCCAAGUACUUCAGCGUGCUGUGUCUAAGCUAGCUUAUCUUCUUGGUAUAACCAUGGUUCUCAACGGCGUGCAGCAAGUUCUUACCGGUGUGGCUAUUGGAGGUGGUUGGCAACGCACAGUGGCUUAUAUCAACGUGGCUUGUUACUUCAUUUUCGGCAUUCCCUUUGGCUAUUUUCUUGGUUACGGAGCAAACUUGGGAGUGAUGGGGCUUUGGAGUGGAAUGAUAGCAGGAUCAGCGCUUCAAACGCUAUGCCUGAUGUUUUUGGUGUACAAGAUAGAUUGGAAUAGAGAGGUGGAGGAGACCACAGAACGCCUGCAGAGAUGGGGAGGGAAUGGAACAACAACAAAGGAUGUAAUUGCAUGAUUUUGGUCUUUAAUCUUCACACGAAUUCACUAUUUAAGCAACCCUGUACUAAAUAAUGAAUUCAUAACUUGUACUUCCCACGUAAAUGCUUAAGAAAUCGUUUUAUUUCCAUGUUAUGGUAGUAGAGAAUAACUGAAUAAAUAUAUAUAAGUAAUUUCGUAAUGUGAAUUUCUACAAAUAGUCAGGAUGGCCGAGUGGUCUAAGGCGCCAGACUCAAGUUCUGGUCUUCGAGAGAGGGCGUGGGUUCAAAUCCCACUUCUGACAAACUUUUUUUAAUAGUUUGCAUUUUUUUUCGUGUCUUCAGUUUCUUUCUUUUUCAAUAAUCCCCUACCUUCUUAGUUAGAUGUUGAGGGGAUGCAGCGAUUCUGAUUUCGUAUUAAUUAAUGGAGUAAUCAGCCGUAAAGUAUUGAUGUCAUAGCCUGUUAUUUCUCUAGCUUUGAUUUUAUGUAAUAAGUAAGCUCUACGUUUGCUCAAAAAAAAAAGUAAGCUCUACGUAACUUGCAAAACAAGUUUUAUCAUUGUUGGUGUCUGUUAUGCUUAGCUGAAUGUUUUUUCUAGAACUACUAGACUCAGCACAAGGAUGAAUGCAUAUGCUCUAACAGCCGCCAGCUUAGAACGGAAAGGAUUCCACACCCUGUGUUCAGUCUUAGUACCAUCUUCAUUCCACCAAUUAAGAUGCAGUUAUAUAGUAUAGGAGCUUAUACAAGUGGUUCGAGUGCACACAAACAACAGUUUAGAGAUAUAAUAUGGAUCACGCGGUGGUGUGAAAGAAAGUUGAGCAAGUCGCUAGGAAAGGGAAGAAGAAACGUGAUGAAAGAUGAACUUUGAAUUGUAUGCAAAACAAAUGGUUUGACACAGAGUAACUGGAUACAGAUGAGUAAAUUCUAGACCAGUGAACCUCAGUGUCAGACGGCUUUGUUUUCCCUGAUUGGAGGUUGCAUCUUCAUCUUUGUUCUCUCUCUACUUGGCAGUGUUUAAGCAACCCCCCCACCCUUUUGAGCCAAGUGCCUUGCAUUCUCAAGUUCCCAUUGCCUGAAUUGUUUGAGGUGACAUUCGAAAGGAAGCCAUACUGACAAGCUCGUAACACUUGGACUGGUUCAGACAAAUGAAAGGUUCAGUUUCCUGUUUAGCUUUAAUAAGUUGUUCUUCUUUAAUAUUCCAAAAGAGCUGCAGGUGGGGGUUGCCUCCUGUGGUGUUCGAGGAUCAGAGAUUUGACACGCACGAGACUUCUCUAGAAGAUAGAAGAAGCUCCAGAUAUUCUUCCUUUGCUGAUUUCAGUAAAUUUAACCAAAGCAUGUUAAACAAUCAGUGAAUAUAUAGACAGAUAUGCUCACUAUUAUGAGUAGAUUUUUGCUAACCUUGACUCACAGUUCCUGCAUUACCAAAGGCUUCAAGUUAGUAGUUUAAGGUGCUUAUAAAAUAAGUGAGAUCACGGAGACAGAAAGCUCAUUACUUCAAGAACUUGUUGCAAUACAAUGUUACGUGUGUGGCAGCAAACCCACACGUAUUAUGGUGAUACAAGCCUUUAGAAACAGGAGUGAACCAAACUCUAAACCCUAAACUAGAAGAAGAAAUCAACACCAGGCAUUUCUAAAACUCUGGUGUCGUUUAACUGCUAAACACAAAAGAUGAGAAAAAAAAAAAAAAAA
Brassica rapa (field mustard) is the source of this 3427-nucleotide messenger RNA. RefSeq names its product protein DETOXIFICATION 35. The record is from RefSeq and is a predicted model, not a curated record. Lineage: Eukaryota; Viridiplantae; Streptophyta; Magnoliopsida; Brassicales; Brassicaceae. Gene Ontology annotation, molecular function: xenobiotic transmembrane transporter activity; antiporter activity. Gene Ontology annotation, biological process: xenobiotic detoxification by transmembrane export across the plasma membrane. Gene Ontology annotation, cellular component: membrane.